CCGGAAACAGCGCAGAGUGUGAUGAAGCGCGGAAGUAUCGAGGGGGAAUUCCUCGAUAGUCUGUCCCUGUCCGAGCUUUUCUGGACAUUUUUAUUUAAUUCACUUUAUCAAACUCGAUUCUGACUUUCCAGCUCGGCGAGGCUGAAGAUGUUUGCCGACCUUAGCGUCUAUGGUUGACUUUAAACUGGGCCGUGUUUCCUUGGCGGAAGACCGACAAGCAGUUGAUCUGUGUUAGCGCGGAUAGGUAAACACUGUGAACGGCUUAAAAAGGAUCAUGGUCCAGCCGCAGCCGUCAGGUGGUUGUACUCUGCAGUGGGAGCUGACUGGAGAGGAGACUGUGGGUGCCAGGGGUCAAGGGUCACUGAUGGCCAGUUCACAGGGGUCUAUGGGGGUCCCUCCUGAAUUAGCGGGAAAUGAAGUGGUCCAUAGACUCAUAACAGAUAAUCAUCAGCUACGAGAGGCUCUGAAGCGAAGCAAUGAUGCCCUCAAAGAAAGAUGUGAUGAGAUGGAGGGGUGGCAGAGGAGGUCGAGAGAGGAGCGCGAGUUCCUGAGCUGUAGAUUUCGUGAGGCCAGAGCUUUAGUGCAGCGACUGGCACAGGAAAACCAGAGCCUGUUGGGACAGCUCAACCACAGCAUCAGUCAAACAGGGAGUCCAAGUGUUGGCAUCUCUAAAGAGACUGGAAAUCAAGGCCAGGACCAAGAGCUGAAGUGCACUAAUGUAGAGAAGAAUGUCCUCAUGGACUCACCAGAAGUAUUAAAUGAAGCUGUACUGACAGACCGAGCUGAAGGAGACGGUGACAGACACACAAUGCCUCAAAGUUUGCCUGCUGAGGGCUCUAAUGAAUUUCUGAAACUGCUGAAAAGCCACAAAGAGAAGCUGGAGGAAGGGAUGAGGGCACUGAGGAGGAGGAAUGAGGAGCUGGAGAAGGAGAAGACAGAGAAUGAGAGAGAGCGAGAAAAUCUCCUCGCCACUGUAGAGCAGUUACGCUCCAAACUCAAUCAGAAUGGUGGUGUUACUGAAGAGUCAGUCCAGCAGGCAUGCGCGCUCACCGUUCCUGCAGAAAGCUCUCACUUGGCUAAACUAACUGAGCAGCUUCAGGCUACACAAGGCAGGUACAGGGAGCUCCAGGAGAAGCUGGACUGUCUUCAGAAGAGCUCUGUUCAGAGAGACAGAAAUGAGGCUCUACUCAAACAGAAGGAGAAGGACUUUGUUCAGCUGACAAAGGAUAGUGAAGCUCUGAGAGCUCAGGUCACGUCCCUUCUCGGUGAGUUGAAUGAACGACAAAAUUGGCUGGAGAAAAGUGAAGCAGAGAGACGAAUUUUAGAGGAUAAGUUGGGCAAGAAGACCGAACGCCUGCAGACUUUAGAGAGAGACAUGGAGCAGCAGAAGAAGCAGCACAGUGUGACAGUGGACAAUCUUUUACUGCAGACACAGAACCUAGAAACUGCACUGAAGAACGAGAGGCUCGUCAUAGUGGAGGAGAGGAGGAAGCUGGCCCAGCUCCAACAUGCGUACACAUGUUUGUUUCAGGAUUAUGACAAAAAACUCAAAAGUGAAAAGCAAGCCAAUCACAGGUGUGGAGAGGCAGAUAGUCUAGUUAACAGGUUAGCAGAGGCUGAGAAAGCUCUGGCCCUGAAACAGGAUCUCAUCGAUAAACUCAAGGAGGAAACGGAGCAGCUGAGAGCUGCAUUAGAGACUAUACCAGUGCUGAACGCUCAGGCAGAGAUCUAUAAGAUGGACUUCCUGGCUGAGAGGGAAGCCAGAGAGAAACUCAAUCAAAAGAAGGAAGAGUUGCAGGAGGAGCUGAGUAAGGCACUAGUUGAGAUAGACAGAUUCAAGCAAGAAGGAACCUCAAGAGCUCGCAUUGAAGAGAUGCAACAGAGACAUUUGGAGGACUACAGGCCUCGUCCGCACCCACCUCCUCCAGCCGCACCUUUCGCAGGAGCAGCCAUGUUUAACCCCGCCCAACCUCCAUCUGCACGCAGAAGAGAUGAAGAUCAAGACGGGCUGCCUGAUUACUGCUGUCCCAAAUGUAUGUACAAGGCUCCAGACAUGGACACCCUGCAGAUUCACGUCAUGGACUGUAUCCAGUGAGAGGAAGAGAUGUUCAGGUGAUCUCUUGACACCUGAGUGAACUGUAACAACAACAACAAAAAAAUAAAAAAUAUUCAAGAAGUGAAAAUCAAAAACAUGCUAGAAACAAGUACACAAGACCCAUCUAAGGAUUUUGAACAUUUAAUCCUGCUGCAAAUUGACUUGAAGUAGACAGGUAGCCGAUGUUUAGCAGAUGUUUUUAUCAUGUGGCUAUAGAGCAGCCACCAUGUUUCUGUACACUUAGUGUGUGUAUCUCUUUACAAAAAAAGCUUGUCUGUACUGCCUUUCUGUGACAGCGUAGUGUAAUGUGCUGCACGUAUGUUUGCGUCUGCUUUACGUCUGCACACAUCUGACAGUGACAAUGUUUCCUGUAUACCUGUGGUAUUUGUUUCUCUGGAUGUACGCACUCUUGAGGAUUCAUGCCCGCCUGUGUUAAUAUUGUGUAUUAUCAGCCAAAGUGAAUAUGAAAAAAACACAAGAACUUUGUACAGACUAUUGUUACGGAGAGAUUUAAAGAAAUAAAAGUAUGAAUAUAUAAA
Molecule: messenger RNA, 2634 nt
Organism: Sinocyclocheilus rhinocerous
Lineage: Eukaryota; Metazoa; Chordata; Actinopteri; Cypriniformes; Cyprinidae
Product: NF-kappa-B essential modulator-like
Exons: 15
Coding region: 275-2095 (606 amino acids)
Biological process (GO): positive regulation of canonical NF-kappaB signal transduction
Cellular component (GO): IkappaB kinase complex; nucleus; cytoplasm
Molecular function (GO): K63-linked polyubiquitin modification-dependent protein binding
Source: RefSeq, a predicted model, not a curated record